GGGGUAUUGGUGAUCCACUGCUACUAGAUAUGAAAGCCCGUUAAGCGAAAGUAUUUUAUAUUCCGUCCAGAACGUUUGAACCACUUCAACCAUUUGAGUAACGCGCUACCUGAUCUACGAAAGCGUGACUGCGGUGACAUAAGGCGAUUCGUUUGUACCGAUACUUGCAAAUAAAAUUUGAUUCAAUGAAUCCUUAUCCCCAAAACAUCUGGUGAAUUUUGAAUUUCUGGACAGCACUAUUCCUUUUAUCAAAAUGGAUCUUGUUUACAAGCUUUACAAAAAUCAGGAAUCCUCAUAUCUUCCACGUAAAAUCCUCCAAUCCCUAACAUACUCUUUCAUGGGAUUAGCUUCAAAGAUAGCCUUGUCACGUCAUCAGCUAAACGUUGUCGGUUCGGAACGCCUUUUAUUGGCCAUUGACAAAAGACCUAGUAAUCAGCCUUUGAUUACAGUCAGCAAUCACCAUUCGUGUCUUGACGAUUUUUUCUUGUGUGGUUCGUUGCUCAAACUUAGGCAUUUUGCUAAUGUAACCGUAUGUCGUUGGUGCUUGACAGCUGUAGAUAUAUGUUAUACAACUUCGCUUCAUACCAACUUCUUCUUCUGGUUCAGAGGAGUUCCUAUAUGGCGAAGGGUUCGUGAUCCGCUAUCUGGUAAAAUAACUCACUUUGGUGGGGGGGUUUAUCAACCUAGUAUGGAUUUUUGCAUCAAUUUACUAAAUUCUGGCCAAUGGGUACAUCUAUUUUCCCAGGUUUGUAAACAUGAUUAAGUUUAAAAUAUCUGGUAAUUAAUAUUUACGAUACCACAGCUGUGAGUUUAGUCGUUUUUAAAGUAGUUGCCUUUUUUAGUAUGCUAAUUUUUUUAGUUCAUGUUGUACUAAUUAUAUUCUUGCCAAAAUUAAUGAUUUCACUUUAUUUCUAGCAUAAUUCCAUACUAAUCUUUGCUUAAUUUCAUUUUCCAACUAUUUUACAUCAUUUUUAUUUCCUUUCUCUCUUUUCAACUUUAGUAGUGUAGAUUGUGAUAUUGUUCAGAAUAGUUCCUAGUGGUCAAGGUUCAUUCACUCUUUAUCUUCCUCUCGAUCUUGAAUCCAAUUACUCCUUCAUACUUACCCUUCCACUGUUUUUACGAGCUAUAUUUCAAAUGUUCACUUGUCUUCAUUAUAACUGUUACUACAUUUUUUUCGGCCUCUUGUGUAGUUUAUCGUAUAGAUUUCAUCUUUUAUGGUAUGUCAACUGGAGCCAACACAGCCCUUUAUCCGGCUCUAUGUUGAUAAUGAUUUGGUAAUUUAACAAUCUUCAUGUGUUAAUCAAUCAAUGCUUAGGGAAAAUAUCACUUUACGUACAUUUUUAAGCAUGGUAAAAGUAUAAUGAAGACAUAACUCGAUAGUUCGUUAUGAUAAGUUUAGCAAAAGGCAUUGUCCUUCAAGUUACCACCAUAUAACAGCACAUUUUAAAAUAUUGACCAAUGACCUGAAGUAUUCAUUAUUGCUUGACGGCCUUCCUGUCACUCACUCCACUUACUUUAAAACAUAGCAAUCUCACUACGUUCAGAUAUUUGAAAAUGUUUUACAGCACUGAUUCCGUUGGAUGCUUCUACUAAGCCGUAGUACUCAAAAUUGUCUAAACCCACUAAGUCACAGUGUUUAUGACUUCCACCGUUUGGACCUAAGGAAGAAUUUCCACAAAAAUUCACUAGUUAGUCUAUAUUCAAUUUUUUAUGGGAUCAUCUAGAAUAAGUGCCAUUUACCUUUUGUUGUUGUGAAUAAAACAUUUGCUAGGAAAUUACCAGUUUGUUAAGGCCCUUUUAAAAUAAAUCUUUGCUUUAUAAGGUCGGCAAAUGUAGAUAUAUUAUGAGUGAAGCCCUAAUCAUCAUUAUAAUUGUUAUACUUUAGGGGAGAAUUAUUCAACCUCAUGAACGUGGUUCUGAAAAAAAUAUUCGCCUGCGUUGGGGAAUCGGACGAUUGAUAGCUGAAUCAAAAGAAGUAAGCUUUCGUAAGUCCUAGGUUUAUAGUCUCACCUCACAUACAUUUUGCUCGUUCGUAAGCAAUUUCUAUAAAGUUUUGAUAGCAGUAUAGAUUGUCAAAAUAUUUCAUAAAUAUUGAUAGUUAGGAAAAUAACAGACGUUUGAUAUCUAUCAUAUCUUCAGAUAUCAGCGCAUUUAAAACGAAUUUUAUGUAGUCCCAACACGUAUCGCACUAUUCUAGUUCUGGCUUUGGGGGAAAUAAUCAAAGUAGCUAUAAAAAUAUGUGAGGUUGGGAAUUUUAGUAACAUAAUACUUAUGAUUGUGUUAUUUGCUAUGAAAUAGAUUCGGAUUGGAGUAUGAAAUAAGAUGCGAUAUGUGUACGUUCUAAUAAAGAUGGACAACUCAUUGGUGUGAUAAUGUGUUAGCAUUUCUGUUAAUUAUUUGCAAUCGCGAAACGAGACUUAGAUCAGAAUGAAAAGGAAGGAACUGAAUUGAUGUGGAAGUCAUCAGGAACAUAGUUGUUUUAAUUCAUCUACAAAAUACUUCUCAGAAAUGUUAGAAGGAAAUACCAAUUCGAAGUAGUCAAAUAAAUGUUUAUUGCUUCAGAUAACAUCAAGUUUUAGACAAAAAUGAGAAUAGUAGUUUCCAAUAAUGUUUAACUUUUAUCUAUCAGUUUUUUAGUAGUGUCUAAUUAGGUUUCUACAGAAUCUUGUUUCGUUUUCACACCUCAUUUCUUGUAAAUGGAAUAUUAUUGUAGAUCUUUUUAGGGAACACUGAAGAAUCCUGACAUUUGUUUCAUACUCCACUUUUUAGAUUGAGCCUUAAGUUCAAGAUGGUUUCACAAUUCCUCUCAGUUUUAUGUUUUCAGCUACCAUUGCUUAUAUGUGCAAAGAUCAACUUACAUUUUAAAUUCUGAUUUAUCUAUAGCACAAUAUAACCAUGGUACUUGUCGUUUGUAUCAUUUUUACUACUGACAAAUCGUCUAGUUGCUUCAAACGCGAACAACUUGUUCUGCCUCUUACGAGAAAAAAAAGCUUUUUUAAUAAAUUCUCAGCAGCUAUUAAUCUACUAGUUAAUACGUAUACUGCAUUGAUAUAUAAAUAUAUCCCUAUAUCAGUCAGCCACAAACAAUGUAGGACUUCAAAUGUCUCUGCACUGUCUUUCAGAAAAUAUUACUACUUUUUGUCGUUCUGUUUCUCAUUGAACCAACUGUCAAACAAAUUUCAUUUUGUAACUAUCGAAUUCAACUUUCCUAGAUAAAUGUAAUUCUAUCUUGUUUAAAUAUCUAAAAACCUCUUAUCAAAAUAACGAUGUGAUAUCUACGCACCCCAACCGUAUUCUUAAUAAACUGGUGCAUUCUAGCAUUUACCCGUAUGUAUCCAUUUUUGAUCUAAUAGACUUUUUAUCGAUGUGUUGACUAAAGUUAAUCUGACGCACAUAAACUCAUACCACUUAAAAACUUGAUUACAGACUAUCUAAUCAGCCUUAUGAAAUGAAAGUGCGUCUGUCAUAAGUUGAUUGAAUAAAAAGACUUCUUAAACGUCAAAAUAUUCGUUCUUCUUCCCUCAGGAUCCACUUGUAAUUCCUGUUUGGCAUUGCGGUCUAGAUCAACUAAAUCCUUCUGAGGUUCCAAAUACGUCUACUACGCUGUCAUGUAUAUUUGGAAAACCGCGUCAGCUGACUGUUGUAGUAGGUAAACCAAUCGAUACCCAUGGUUUACGUGAAGAAUUAAAGAAUAAUUCAUCUGAAUAUUUGGCCUCAUCAGAAUUUCGUUCACAUAUUCACUCUAUGUAUACUCAGGUUGUCCAAGAACAGCUAUAUAAACUCAAAGAAGAAGCCGAAUAUGAGCAUCAAAGACUAAAUCUGAUCUAAAAACUGUGAAUAGCUUUAUUAGACGUCUACUUUUUUACCUUAUAUUUUUAGAAUUGUCAUAAUGAAUAAAAAGUUUUUCCUACGUGUUUUCGCGUCCUGAUUGGCACAUGUUCACUGAAACCUACCGAUCUUUGCGGACUAGACAACUCGUUUUUCGUCCGAUUAUAUCGUUUUUCAUUUAAAAUCUAGUAAUCGGUAAAUCAAUUUCGCCACACCCUAUCUAUUUAGAUAGAUAGUUUUUUCAGUUGUCUUUUUUAUCACCAGAAGAUUUAGGAAUAAGAAUUGUGAUAGCAAUCUUUUUGCCACAGGCUGAAGUACUUGUUUGUUCAUUGGACUCGUUUAUAACUUCUAUCAAGUUAUACACUUAUAAAUACAAUGAGAACUGGCCAGGAUGUCUCCAUACUGUUGACCUAAAUCUCUGGUUCUUUAGUUAAGUAGACUAUCUUAUCAGCGUCUUUGGAACUUAUUUGCGAAAAAGCCGUUUUCCUUGCGAUAUACUUGGCUUUUUUGGAUCUUGAUUCAAUUACACGUCCUUGCGCUUUGAUGGAUUCCAACUUGAAACGUUUACUUCAGUCAAAAAGUUGUAGAUGCGUAUUAUGAUGAGUUCCGUAAAAAUUUCCUACUUUUUGAAGAGAGGAGUGUGCUUUUCGUAUGAUGUGUAUUAGGUGCGUUGUGUAUAUUUUUAUAUUUUAUGCUUACAAUCUGCUAAGGAUAUUAUUAGUCACCAAUUGGCCUCUUCAGAUUUACCAACGUCGCAGAGUAUCACUGUUAUUGUAGACAUGCCUUGCCGACUAGUCCAGGGUGUAUUCUCUUCCAUCACUCACUAAUGUUUAUCAGUACUUCAACUUGUCCACCUUGUUUUAACGACUAUCUUUUUUUUCUGUGUAGCUUACUCGUAAAUUAGAUAUCAGUAUAAUCAUCUCGUUAACUUUCUUAUCUAUCUAUCUCUUGGUGAAGCAGUGCCAAUUAGUUUUUAUUAGAUACAAUUAUAUCUCAGAAUUUAGUUUUAGAAAACCUCAUUUGAUCUAACAUCCACAGUAGCAUAAGUCUUCCACUUUAACCAAUCUAUUCUGUAGUGAUUUUAACAGAUAAGAUUAGCUCUGUUGUAUUACACUAAUUUGUCUUGAGUGUGAAUAUUAAAAUGUUGUGAUCAUGGAUUUUGAUACAUCUCUUAAAAUUAGUAGGAACUGAAGUAGAACAGUUGUUUAAAAAUCGGUCUUGACAAGUAGUUCUCAGUGUUUCUGGGUGAGCUUCUCGUCAUUUUACUAUCUCAAGUAAACUUGACCAUUUGAAACAACAUGGAAGAGCCGAUAUGACGGGAUUUAAAAGCAAGUUAUAUUCCGUUACCCAUUGUUAUUUUUGUCCAACAUUACUUCAGUUUUAAUUCAGUGUGAUGGUUACCCAGGGUAGUAUUUGUUUCGUUUUCCAAUAUAUUAUAUUCAGCAUAACAUCAAGUUAUUUGAGUGUGGCGUUUGUUCAAGAUACGGUAUUCUUGUAUUAAAUUAACGUGAACUAUACUCAGCAUGACAUACAGCAUGUAAUUUGUUACAACUCUAGGUAUUUUUCAUAUAUGUGAUUUCCUUCUAAUUAAUAAUCAACAUCUGUACAAUUAAUAUGUGAGUGCAUUUUCAACUAGGGUCGUCGUCGUGUUUUAGAGUUAAUAAAUCCUCAUUUCUAC
Molecule: messenger RNA, 5506 nt
Organism: Schistosoma guineensis
Lineage: Eukaryota; Metazoa; Platyhelminthes; Trematoda; Strigeidida; Schistosomatidae
Source: the annotation of a GenBank genome assembly